This is a messenger RNA of Branchiostoma floridae (Florida lancelet), 936 nucleotides long. Its product is annotated as tyrosine-protein kinase receptor Tie-1-like. Lineage: Eukaryota; Metazoa; Chordata; Leptocardii; Amphioxiformes; Branchiostomatidae. The coding region runs from base 32 to 922 and encodes 296 amino acids. Gene Ontology annotation, cellular component: signaling receptor complex. The record is from RefSeq and is a predicted model, not a curated record. The transcript is spliced from 9 exons. Gene Ontology annotation, molecular function: transmembrane receptor protein tyrosine kinase activity; ATP binding. Gene Ontology annotation, biological process: multicellular organism development; protein phosphorylation; cell surface receptor protein tyrosine kinase signaling pathway.
GUGAUGGGAGGAUAUAUCUCUUACCCCUGAGAUGCUCGGAGCAGGACACUUUGGAGAAGUCCGGAAAGGAACAGUAAUCGUGGAUGGGGAAAGGAUUCCAUCUGCCAUCAAGAUAUUGAAAAGUGGUGCAGAUGAUGCUAGCAGGCAGGACUUUCAACAAGAGGUGGACAUCAUGCGCCAUGUUGGGUAUCAUACUAACAUUGUCAAUCUGCUGGGGGUCUGUAUCUAUCAGGGUCAACAGUACUUGGCCCUGGAAAUGGCAGGAAAUGGCGAUCUCCUGCAAUUUUUGAGGAAGUCUCGUGUGCAGGAAGUCAACCGGCCGAAGUUCGGAGGCGUCCGCACCUUGUCCACCCUUUCGCCUGCCCAGCUGUUGCGUAUUGCCUGUGACGUAGCAACUGGAAUGGACCACCUGUCUUCCAAGCAAGUAAUCCAUCGUGACCUGGCAGCCAGGAAUGUUCUCCUUACAGACAGUCUGAUAGCCAAGGUUGCAGACUUUGGACUGUCACGUGGGAAGGGCAUCUAUGAACAAACUUCAAAGAGAGCGAUCCCUUUCCGAUCCACUGCACUGGAAGCACUGACUAGAAGGAUCUACACAACAAAGAGUGACGUAUGGUCUUUCGGAAUUCUACUCUGGGAGAUCGUCACCAUUGGAGGAACCCCUUACUGCGGAAUGAAAUCCGGAACUAUACUGGGUCGGCUGCGUGAAGGUUACAGGCUACACAAACCCAGGAACUGCGAGGCAGACCUGUACCAGAUGAUAAUGAUGUGCUGGAAAACACGUCCGGAGGAAAGACCGUCAUUUGCCGACCUGGCUGAACAACUGGAGAUCAUGAUUGAGGACAAACACAGCUACCUGAAUGCUGACAAAGGUGAUGAUUUCGAGUAUGAGACGGUGGACACCAGUGAUAGUGACGUGGCCUGAAUGGUGAUUAUGUA